Molecule: messenger RNA, 771 nt
Organism: Argiope bruennichi
Lineage: Eukaryota; Metazoa; Arthropoda; Arachnida; Araneae; Araneidae
Gene: EMC7
Product: ER membrane protein complex subunit 7-like
Exons: 4
Coding region: 71-715 (214 amino acids)
Cellular component (GO): EMC complex
Molecular function (GO): carbohydrate binding
Source: RefSeq, a predicted model, not a curated record
GUUCUUAUAAAUCCGUUCUGUUUUGGAGAUACUGUGUUUAUAGUGUGAUGUAAUUUAUAUAAAACGAAAUAUGUAUUAUACUAUUUUAUUAAUUUGCGUUACAUUAGCGUUUGCUGAUGAACUCGAUUCUUCAGAUAAUCCAGAUAAAUAUGCAAUUGAUGGUACUGUUAUUCCUCCAGAUGUAAUUACGCCAGAAUGGUUAUUAUCAACAAAAGUUUUAGUAAAUGGUGGAGAGAGAUUGGGUUUCUUAAGGAAUGAUGGCAGUUUUCAUGUUAGCAAUGUUGAACCUGGCUCCUAUGUUGUUGAAGUGAUUAAUCCUAAUCACAUCUAUGAACCUGCCAGAGUAGACAUUAACUCAAAAGGCAAGUUUCGGGCCCGUAAGCUGAACUAUGUUCAAACAAAUCUGGUACAACAUGUGCCUUACCCUUUGAAAUUCAAAGUCAGAGCACCUUAUAAAUAUUUUCAAGUCAGGGAAGCAUGGAGAAUUACUGACUUUCUUAUGAACCCAAUGAUAUUGAUGAUGGUUCUCCCACUUUUGCUUAUUAUGAUCUUGCCUAAAAUGAUGAACGCUGCUGAUCCUGAAACUCAAAGGGAGAUGCAACAAAUGCAGAUCCCUAAAUAUGAUGUUCCGGAACUAUCGGAAGUGAUGACUUCCUUCUUUACAGGAGGAAAGCGAGCCCCAUCCCGCAACAGAGCCAUAAAAAAGAGACAAUAAUUCCUUUUUGUAUGUUUGUAGGUAUUAUGUAAAUUAAAUGAGUGUUGUCCAUUGUA